GAGGGGAUGAGGGGGAAUGAGGACACAUAUGAGGACCGGCGGAGAUCCGGGUUUGUGCAGACGCACGAACGCGACUGGGACGCCAAUCGCUGUGAAUACACCGAUGCCGGACCCGACGAAUUGCAGCAGCAGCAGCGCUGGGAGGAGGACAGCCCUAGGGAGUCCCAGCACCAUGGAGACCGUUUCCCCGACGACCGCCGUGGCGGCCGGCGUGAUGGCGGCAAGAGAGAGGGCAAGACGCGGUGGGGCGUGUGGGACGCACAUGACGGGUCUGCCACGAGGGACAGGAGUCAGGGAAACCCGGAGUCUUCCUCUCGCUGGAAACCGCAGGAUGGAGGAAGCCGGCAGAUGCCAGCGAAGAGUCGAGGACUGCUUCCGAAGCCGGGCCUUCUGCCGCCACCAGGACGGGAGCAGCGGCGGUCUAGCAGCUGGGAUAGACGGGCGGCGUCAUCACCAUCGGAGGAUUGGGAGAAGAGGGAUCGAUCCCGCGGGAAGGAGAGCAGUCGCGAGCGGUCGAGGCAGGAUCGCGGCCAGCGGCGCUCGGACAGCCGGGAGCGCCCGCCGCCGCGUCACACGCCGGAACCACUAGGUGGCGCCACGCCGCGCGUCUCGCAUGAAGUGAUGGACCUCGCCGGGCAGAUCCAGGUCGCCAUGACGACGGGCAACGCGGCGGCGCUCGGCGAGCUGCAGAAGAAGCUGAACGCGAUCACGAGCAAGAUUCAGACGGUGACGGCUCGCGACGCAAAGGGCACCGGUGCUGCCCUUAUGUCGGCUGUGCUCAACCAGCUGCAGGGGGGCGGCGGUGGCUCGUUCCACGACGCGGAGCAUGCGGGAUACGGCCGGCGGAAGCAGCAGAAGCAGGGAUUCGGGAAGCCGUCGGACGCGAAGCAGGGGGCGUCGUACCCUGGCACACAGGGAGGAGGUCAGGGCUACUCUGCGACGCAAGAGUACCACACGAGUUACCCUGCCAUGCAGGGUAACCAGAGUUAUCUUGAAUCGCAGAACCAGCAGAGUUACUCUGCCGGUAACCAGGCGUACACUGGCGCACAACAACACGAGGGCAGCGCCGCGGUGUUCCAGCAUUACCCUGCUGUGCAGAACCGCAAGGCCACGCAGUCUUACCCUGCUCGUGGAUACUCAAUGGAGCAGGGAGAUGGCGCCACAGCGCACGACUACGGGCACCGCGAUGCGGCGGACGUCGGCAGGCACGGCCAGCAGAGGGCGACACGAUCGCCGUCGUCGUCGUCGUCGCUGCUGGGUAGCACUCCGCUUAAGCCGAGCUUGCCGUUGCUGGGGCUGACGCCGGCGAGCGCAGGAUUCUUGUCUGCUGGCGGCUUGGCGCUAGACCGCAACGUCAGCGGCGGCGGUUCGCAAUCCGGCGCAUUCGACUGGCUGAAGCACGACGACGGCUCCAUCCCGGGUCUCGGCUCGGGCUGCGACACCUCCAGCAGGCCGGCACCCUUCCCGUUCCUCCAGAAGGCGCCACCGCUGCACCGGCGACCGGUGCCGCCGACCGUGCCGCCUCCGAAGCAGGCGCCGUUCAUGGCGACGGGGAAGAAGGGCGGCGCAUGGCAGCCGGCGACAUCUGGUGGCGAACAGCAGCUACCGUCGCUGAUGCGGCAGAAGAUGCGGGCGCCGUACCCCAGGCACUGACGCACGUGACGCAGGAUGCGUACGUGAAGCAGGAGGCUAACGCACGGCCUUGGUCCACUAGCAUGACCGCGACAAGAAUGAUGAGGGAGCACACAUGAGGUCCUCUUGCAAAAGAUAAUGUUAGAGGUCGUCGCCCGAGAGGUCACGUUUGACGUCAUCACCCAAGAGACCUCACACAGAGGUUUGCACACAAGAAGUUGCCAGUCGAUUAGACACCGUUGUUUAACUGCACUUCUUGAGAAAGAUGAAGCUGGUAAUGACUACCUUUAGUCAUUACACAUUCGUGUAUGCAUAUCUAUAUUCAGAAAUAUAUUUCCAAUAGAUUUAGAAGUCAAUCACUAUGACUAGCACUGACAAUGUAAAUAUAUCUCCUAAAAUAAAGGUUAAAAGUUGGAUUUAUUUGUUCGCAGAUUUUAAUUACGUGUUGUCAUUAGAUAUUGUAGAUGUAGUAAUGCCACCUGUAAUUACCAAGGGAUCAUAUUUGUUUUCAUAGUUUGUUUCUACGGUGUGCAUAUAUGUUGACAUGCGUCUUUGUAGUCAUGGUAUGUCGUAAUGAUGUGAUGAUCAUAUCGGUGAAUCAAAUAGUUCAAGAAGUGGUCGCGUAGAAUCUAGAAUGUUCCAUUUGGUUUCAUAUUCGUUUUUGUUAACCAAACUGCCCUCUAUUAUAUAAGUGAGACCCGAGUCAGCGUGCACUUGGGCACUUCACAUCUGCUCUCUGGGGCAGUGAAUAAGUAAAGUUGUGUCAAUCGUCGUUUGUAUUUGUAUGUUUUUCCUUCUACAACAUGGCUUAAAGUGGCUCUUGUAGCCGGAAAACCCCACGAUUCGCGUCUCUGCUCCGUGUAACCUCUCUUAUGUAUAAAGAGUGUCUUGGUUAGAAAUCACAGAAUAUAGCAGAGUGAUGCAUACUCGCGAGCAUUUUUUUUUGUUUUUGACGGGAAGGAAUUUUGUUUGUAUGUACAUCCGAUGUAAUUGGGUGUCGGAGAAAGAAAUAUAAUAAGUAAAUUAAAGCUAAUUAUAGAGAUAAAUGCAGAUGAGUCAUUGUUGUAAAGCUAGUAUAAAGUUUCAAUAAAAAAAUACUUGCUUGAUUCACUCUAAAUAGAAAAUAAAUCUGAAGAAAAGGUGGAUGAAUUAGAAGGUAUUUUCUAAGUAAGGGAGAUAUUGAGAGAUGUGGUCCUGUGUUAGCAUUAACAACGAUUUUUAACUGUGAAUUCAGUUUUACAUGGAUUUGUAGGGAGAUUUUUUAGGCUUGCGAGUGUCAGCGCUGCUGUGGUACGAAACGUAGCGGGAAUGGAAAUAUGUACCGAGAAAAAGUCCAUACGUUAACUUUUACCUGAAAAUUGUGGUACACCAUCAGAAUCCUACACUUUAUAACUAAAUUAGAAUAUAAAUAAUAUAAGAAAUUAACAUUUACUGUUGUGUUUAAUUUGAUGAUUUUUGGUCUCUAAAAUCUAAGCCAUGUAACGUAUGAAACAGUACUAAAGCUGCAUGUUGUAUUAUCAACAAUAUUUGUAUUAUAAUCAACAAUAAAGUACCGUUCUUGAACAUGA
This is a messenger RNA of Priapulus caudatus, 3200 nucleotides long. RefSeq lists its product as uncharacterized. The transcript is spliced from 3 exons. The record is from RefSeq and is a predicted model, not a curated record. NCBI's taxonomy places the organism in Eukaryota, Metazoa, Priapulida, Priapulimorpha, Priapulimorphida, Priapulidae. Bases 7 to 1653 code for a protein of 548 amino acids.